UUCUUGUAUUUAUCUGAGUUCAAUAACGACCGUUAUAUUUCGUUCUUUGUUUAUAACGGAUCUUUGAAACGUCGACACGCAUACAACGAUAUAUAUGAUGCCAUACACGGUAGUCACGCUCUUUUUAUCUCUCUCAUGCCGUCGGGCGUCCGCCUUCCCCUCCGCGUCCAUCCGCCGGUCCCAGAUGGCUUCGUCGCAGACCCUAAAGACCCUAAGCAUUGGUGGCGAAUGGACAAGGCUCGGUGUGUUUCUCCCACCGGUAGAAGGAACUACUCCAAGGCCUUUCCUCCUCUCUGCUCCUCCAAUUGCCUUCCCCCUCCCACCGCAUUAUCCGCUCUGUACAAGCCAAGUUUGAGAUAUGCGAUCCUCGGAGCUGGAUUCGCAGGACUGUCGGUGGCCUGGCAUCUUCUCAAGCAAAGCUCUGACGAUUCACGGAUUUGUAUAGAUAUUUACGAUGAUGCUGGGAUAGGUGGUGGUGCAUCUGGUGCAUCUGGAGGGCUCCUUCAUCCUUACUCUCCUAAAGCUAAGCUUCUUUGGAGAGGUUCGGAGUGCUGGAGAGAGUGCUUAGAUUUGUUAAUUAUUGCAAACAGAGCGGUGGAAGCCAGAGCUUCGAGUAAUGCUCCUCAAGACUCAUUUUGUAGCUUCAAAGAAAGAAUUGUCUGGAAAAGGGGAAUAAUAAGACCUGCAUCUCAGAAGAAUGUUGACAUUUUGAGGGAGAAUGCUCAGAGUUUCUCUGAGAGUUGCUAUCUGGAACUCCUAGAUAGGAGUGCUGCUCAAUAUCUGGUGCCUGAUUUGUGUGUGCCACUUGACUUAGCUGUUUAUAUGCCCCUUGCUAUGAACAUCCAUCCAAAACGAUAUCUUCAGGCACUGUUUUUAGCAUGCAAUGAUCUGGCAGAAUGCGAAGAAAGAGAGAUUUACCUAUUCAAAGAAUCGAUCAACAGUCUCCACCAACUAUCAGAGGAAUACGAUGCAGUGGUUAUUUGCCUUGGUGCUAAAGUGGACAAGCUUCCACAACUCUCGGGAAAGCUUCCCCUGAGGACAUGCAGAGGCGUUAUUGCUAAGCUCCAAUUGCCAUAUGAUCUCCCAGGUGAAUAUGAUCACCAAAGACCCUCGAUCUUGUCGGACGCAUGGCUUGCGUUCCGAGAACCACGGAGCGUCUUGGUGGGAUCAACUUGGGAUUGGAAUUCCAAAGAUUAUGCAUCGAGUGUGUCGGAAGAAGAAGCUUCGAGGGCGAUGGAAGAACUGAUGCCGAAAGCCUCUGCCGUGUAUCCACCCAUACGAAACUGGACUUUUGUCGAAGCACAAGCCGGCCUGAGGGCGAUGCCACCGCUGACUCCUUAUGGCUCUCUCCCACUAUUGGGUUGUGUUGAUGACAUUAUUGGUGAGAGCGUGAAGUGCAGGUAUUGGUUGGUUGGAGGUCUGGGUUCGAGGGGACUUCUGUACCAUGGAUUUGUAGGGAAGUUGACGGCCCAAGCUGUGCUUUCCUCCAAUGAAAGUGUUCUUCCAUCUGAGUUCACCCAAUGGAAAAGCAUAUCAAACAGUAUAAUUGUCCUCUUGCAUUUGGGUGAAAAAUUGGAUUUUGAGGACGGGGUUUGUGGAGUUGAGUGAUGGGCGGGCGGCCGCCACUGGAAGAAGCCGAAGGUGGUGAGGCGUUCGGCUAUGAAUCGGGGUUUUUGUAGGUUUUCACCGGCGACCGCGACUGUGGAGGGAGAGGCGAUGAGUCCACAGGUGGAAUGAGGAAGCUCGAGCGAGAGAGAGAGACCUCUUCAUCGUCUUCGGCCGUCGUGGUGGCAUGAGGACGCUCGAGCGCGUCGAGGGGUGCGCCACAUAUUUGGAUUCUGAUCACCGCAAGUGAGUAAGAAGACCGAAUUUGCACAAUUUUGACAAAGUUUAAAAUUUUUUAGACCACUUAACCAUCCUCCUUCUGUGCGGUAAGUUCACUGAUAAAUUUGUAACUCGGUCUAACCACCGCUGUGACGUUAAGAAAACGACAUUUACGAGU
Messenger RNA from Musa acuminata AAA Group (dessert banana), 2002 nucleotides. RefSeq lists its product as uncharacterized. Gene Ontology annotation, cellular component: cytoplasm. The coding region runs from base 136 to 1608 and encodes 490 amino acids. The record is from RefSeq and is a predicted model, not a curated record. The transcript is spliced from 9 exons. Lineage: Eukaryota; Viridiplantae; Streptophyta; Magnoliopsida; Zingiberales; Musaceae. Gene Ontology annotation, molecular function: oxidoreductase activity.